GGGAACUGAAUAAGUGUCCAACAGCAACCUUUUGGGAACUGAAUAAGUGUGCAACAGCAACCUUUUUGCCGGUGUAUUCGUUACUCUCUCCCGCUGUCGCUAAUGCGGUAAUAGUGUGUUUACCACAGAUAUUGCAACCUUUAUAACCACCACAUACCGGUAUACUUUCUGUCUAACGGAAUAACGACAGCGUGUAUUAAAAUGUCCAAUGUGAACUGGAAACCUUUCGUUUUCGGCGGUCUGGCAUCCGUCACUGCUGAAUGCGGUGAGUUUUCUUUACACAGGUGUGUGAGGUGGACUAACAUUAGUUUUCUGUCAUUAUUUCUCAAUACAUGUCUUUCCCUCCGUUGUGUAGGUACCUUUCCUAUAGAUUUGACCAAGACGCGGCUGCAAGUUCAAGGCCAAGUGGGCGACAGCAAGUACAGAGAGAUUCGAUACCGGGGAAUGUUGCACGCCAUAGGCAGAAUAUGCAGAGAGGAGGGAAUAAGUGCACUUUACUCAGGGUGAGUAUUGAGCUAUAUAAGAAGAGCAGUCUUAUCAUGAUGAUUCUAUUUUUAUUGUACUUUUCAGCAUUUUGCACAGAUUAAGCCUAGUUCAAGAUUAAAAUGAAUGUUAAAUUGAGAUUCUCCAUUGAAAUUGGUUCUUAGUUCAGGAUUUGGCUUAAUCUGUCUCCAGGAAACGGCUACUCAAUAAAUGCCAAGCUAUGUGAGCAUCAGUGUGUUGCUACACAUGCCAGCAAAGUUUCAAAUAAAUCAGGGGUCCCAAACUUUUUUGGCCGAUGACCCUAUUUUGAUAUCUGAAAAUUCUCUUGACCCCAACCCAACCAUGUGGAAAAAUUGUAAUUAACAGUUACUUUUUUAUUUGGGGCUAUGGCAGUCAAUUGAAAAACAUCUUAACAGUAUUUCUGAUUGUUUUCUCCACUCACCAUCACAUACUUUUAAUGUGGGGCUAUGACAGUCAAUUGCAAAUUAGUCUGACAUAAUGUAUCUUAUCUCACCACCACUAAUGAGAUGGGUGUGCUUGAUGCAUGUCGCGUAGGAGCUUCUCAAAGUCAGGGGGCGUGGUCGAUAGUGCGUACCUCAUCUCAGCUGUCACAUCCAACCUGGAUCGAUAUUUGGUUUUAAUGCAGAUGAGAGCACUGAUGAUGCUAGGGAAAAAUAUGAGGUCAAAUGAUGUCAUUGAUCUUUCAGGUCAGAAAGUCAGAGCUCUAGAAAGAGGCCAGAGUUCCCGAGUUUGAAUUCCAAGUUGGAUGACCGUUCAAAUAUGGUAGCGAGGAAGCCCAGUGGCCGACAGUGGGAGAAGAUGGAACGAGAUGGAUUUUGGCCGACAUUAUGCUACAUCUUUGGUAUUCCCUUUGCGUCAGAAACCAAAACUCCUCAGUGACUCGUGAAUGCAGUUGGUCACAUGACAGCUCAAUCAGCUUUUCAAUUUCGCUUACCCACGUGUCAGCAGAUCCAGGAUCACAAUCAAAUGGAUUGGGAAGUAGGUCCCAAAGUGCUCUUCUAAGCGUUGGAGGUGAACAGUCAUCACUUGUGUCGGACACUUACUGAUGCUGUUUUCUGUUAGAAACAUGCACAGCCAAGAGAAGGGGGCAUGGUUCGCUUUUGAAAGACUUUCCAAUAAGAAUUUUUUCCUCUGAAUCCACUGAUUCGGUCACUCAUCUAUAGAAUGUUUUUGUAUUUCCCCUGCAUGCUUACGUUCAGUUCAUUCAGUUUCCCAAAUAUGUCUGUUACAUAGGCAAGGAGACACAUUUUAUUUUCAUUACACAGAAAGUCAUAUAUUUUUUACAUUCAUUGUGAAUGACAACCGUUCCCCUCUCAAUAUGAAAAAACCUUUCCAACACAUCCCCUCGAGAACCACCAAGCCUCAGAGUGAAAUAGAACAUUGUUAUGCUCUGAUCCCAUAUCUCCAAAUAGUUUUGCGAACAGGCGUGCGCGCAGUGGAUGUGGUUUGAUGUAGUUUACAAUCUUAGUUACCUGCUGCAGUAUAUCUCCGAGUUCUGUACUCAGCUCCUUUGCCGCCAGUUGCUCUCGGUGUAUCAUACAAUGUGUCCAUAUAGCAGAGGGAGACACAUUCAUAACUAGAGUGCAGAGGCCAUCCCGCCAUGGAGCCCCAAAUGUGCAAAAUCGUGAGAUGGAACAAUAUGUCGUCAUGAAUAGUAUCCCCCAACAUUUAUAGCGAACAAAAGUCAAUGUAUGGGCAUCUCGGCCCUCACAGCUAACAUCCAUUUGUAGAGAAUAAGCUGCUGAGUUUUUGAGUCGUUCAGUCAGUUUCCUCAUGGUUGCUAGCAGUAGAAUCAAUUAUUGGUUUAACAGUGUUAUCUGACAAGGGUAUUGAUGUGAGUUUCUGUGACUCUGCCUCCCCACACAUAUAAAUUGCAGCUGGUAAUAUCAAAGUCUCUUCAAUAGUGUGUGGUUUCAUAGCAUAGUGGGCCUAGCCAUUCACCGUGAAAAUGAGUGCAACGGUCAAGUGCAGCCUUUCCCAUGAUCUAAGGGCGCUUUCUGGUUUAAUUGUAUCUUUUAGAUUUGAAUAAUUUUCAUUUAGAUUAAGGUUAACCACAUUAAAAUCAUUUUGAGAUAUAUAUAUAUGUGUGUGUAUGUAUAUGAUUUUUUUCUUCAGGAUUUUGGAAAUUCUCCCUCGACCCCAUUUUCAUAUUAGGCGACCCCUAGUUUGGAAACUGCUGCAAUGAGUGGAAGUCCUCCCUUUGAUUCUAACUCUUAAGUCUAACUGUUAAGCCUGUUUUACUUAAGUCAUAGUCACUCAUUGCGUGUGUUUCUGUGUUGCAGUCUCGCCCCUGCAAUGUUGCGCCAGGCAUCCUAUGGGACCAUAAAGAUUGGCACAUACCAGAGCUUCAAACGACUACUGGUGGACAGGCCAGAAGGUAAGAGAACAACAACACAUCAGGAUUUUAGAUCUCUUAGCUAUUUGCUGACCUUGUUACAUGUGUUCUAAAUCAGUCUGUAGUGUGUGGCAUUGCAAUAAACAGUGACGUGUGUGUGUGUGUGCAUGUGUGUGUGUGUGUAUAUGUAUAUAUAUAUAUAUAUCUUAACUUAUCUCUAAGUCACUGUUCAUUGCAAUGCACACACACGCUAUAUAUACAGUACCAGUUCAAAAGUUUGGACAACUACUCAUUCCAGAGUUUUUCUUUAUUUUUACUAUUUUACACAUUGUAGAAUAAUAGUGAAGACAUCAAAACUAUGAAAUAACACAUACGGAAUCAUGUAGUAACCAAAAAAGUGGAAUGCUCUGGAAUGCAUUUCAAUUAAAAAAAUAAUUAAUUGGUCAUUUAGCAGACGCUCUUAUCCAGAGCAACUUACAGGAGCAAUUAGGGUUAAGUGCCUUGCUCAAGGGCACAUCGACAGAUUUUUCACCUAGUCGGCUCGGGGAUUAGAAUCAGCGACCUUUCGUUUACUGGCACAACGCUCUUAACCACUAAGCUACCUGCCGCCCCAAGGUGGGCCUUGUUAAUUUGUGGAAUUCCUUUCCUUCUUAAUGCGUUUGAGCCAAUCAAUUGUGUUGUGACAAGGUAUGGGUGGUAUACAGAAGAUGGCCCUAUUUGGUAAAAGACCACGUCCAUAUUAUGGCAAGAACAGCUCAAAUAAGCAAAGAGAAACGACAGUCCAUCAUUACUUUAAGACAUGAAGGUCAGUCAAUCUGGGAACUUUGAAAGUUUCUUCAAAUGCAGUCGCAAAAACCAUCAAGCGCUAUGAUGAAACUGGCUCUCAUGAGGACCGCCACAGGAAAGGAAGACCAAGAGUUAACUCUGCUGCAGAGGAUAAGUUAAUUAGAGUUAACUGCACCUCAGAUUGCAGCCCAAAUAAAUGCUUCACAGAGUUCAAGUAACAGACACAUCUCAACAUCAACUGUUUAGAGGAGACUGCGUGACUAAGGCCUUCAUGGUCGAGUUGCUGCAAAGAAACCACUACUAAAGGACACCAAUAAGAAGAAGCGACUUGCUUGGGCCAAGAAACACGAGAAAUGGACAUUAGACCGGUGGAAGUCUGAGUCCAAAUUAGAGAUUUAUGGUUCCAUCCGCCGUGUCUUUGUGAGACGCAGAGUAGGUGAAUGGAUGAUCUCCGCAUGUGUGGUUCCCACCGUAAAGCAGGGAGGAGGAGGUGUGACACUGUCUGUGAUUUUAUUUAGAAUUCAAGGCACACCUAACCAGCAUUGCUACCACAGCAUUCUGCAGCGAUACGCCCAUUCCAUCUGGUUUGCGCUUAGUGGGACUAUCAUUUAUUUUUCAACUGGACAAUGGCUCAAAACACACCUCCAGGCUGUGUAAGGGCUAUUUGACCAAGAAGGAGAGUGAUGGAGUGCUGCAUCAGAUGACCUGGCUCCACAAUCACCCGACCUCAACCCAAUUGAGAUGGUUUGGGAUGAGUUGGACCGCAGCGUGAAGGAAAAGCAUAUGUGGGAACUCCUUCAAGACUAUUGGAAAAGCAUUCCUCAUGAAGCUGGUUGAGAGAAUGCCAAGAGUGUGCAAAGCUGUUAUUGUGGUCCUCUGUAGCUCAGCUGGUAGAGCACGGCGCUUGUAAUGCCAAGGUAGUGGGUUCGAUCCCCGGGACCACCCAUACACAAAAAUGUAUGCACGCAUGACUGUAAGUCGCUUUGGAUAAAAGCGUCUGCUAAAUGGCAUAUUGUGGUCCUCUGUAGCUCAGCUGGUAGAGCACGGCGCUUGUAACGCCAAGGUAGUGGGUUCGAUCCCCGGGACCACCCAUACACAAAAAUUUAUGCACGCAUGACUGUAAGUCGCUUUGGAUAAAAGCGUCUGCUAAAUGGCAUAUUAUUAUAUUAUUAUCAAGGCAAAGGGUGGCUUCUUUUGAAGAAUCUAAAAUAUAUUUUGAUUUAACACUUUUUACUACAUAAUUAUAUGUGUUAUUUCAUAGUUUUGAUGUCUUCACUAUUAUUCUACAAUGUAGAAAAUAUAUAUAUAUAUAUUUUUUUAAGAGUAGGUGUGUCUUAACUUUUGACUGGUACUGUGUAUGUAUAUAAGCCUUACACAACUAUAAGACCCACUAAUUAUUUUAUCAAUAGUUUAACCUGCUUUUUUAAAUUUUAUUUUUUACUAAUCACUGAUCUGGCUUUCAAGUCUGUCUACGAAAAUAACCUUUUCUGUUACAAAUUUAACUAGAACCAUGCAUAAUGGAUUUCCACUAAUAAUGACUAACUUCUAGUAGCAGGCAUUGUUUAUUUUCUAUAGCCUAAUCUCUCAAGCCCACGUGCUAGUGAUUAGCCAGCUAAUCUUUAUACUGUAUUUCAAGUUUAACCAACUUGGAUCUAUUUGCUAACUAACAAGGUUGAAUUGUUAUGAACACACCCUUCUGUCUGUCUCCAACUGUUUGAAAAGCAUGUAAGCCUGUCGACCUUGUUCAGAUGUUGAAAUCAAGUGGCAUAUCUUAUUUCUCAGAAUGAGGAGUUGCCAAUUCCUUAUAUAAUUGUGUUUUAUGCUUAUUGCACAUUUAUAAAACACAGACUAGACAGCUAGUGACUACCGACCCAUAGCACUCACAUCUGUAGCCAUGAAGUGCUUUGAAAGGCUGGUCAUGGCUCACAACACCAUUAUCCCAGAAACCCUAGACCCACACCUAAUUUGCAUACUGCCCCAACAGAUCCACAGAUGAUGCAAUCUCUAUUGUGCUCCACACUGCCCUUUCACACCUGGACAAAAGGAACACCUAUGUGAGAAUGCUAUUAAUUGAUUACAGCUCAGCGUUCUACACCAACACCAUAGUGCCCUCCAAGCUCAUCACUAAGCUAAGGACCCUGGGAAUAAACACCUCCCUCUGCAACUGGAUCCUGGACUUCCUGACGGGCCGCCCCCAAGUGGUAAGGGUAGGUAACAACACAUCCGCCACGCUGAUCCUCAACACGGGGGACCCUCAGGGAUGCGUGCUCAGUCCCUUCCUGUACUCCCUGUUCACUCAUGACUGCAUGGCCAGGCACGACUCCAACACCAUCAUUAAGUUUGCAGAUGACACAACAGUGGUAGGCCUGAUCACCGGCAACGACGAGACAGCCUAUAGGGAGGAGGUCAGAGACCUGGCCGUGUGGUGCCAGGACAACAACCUCUCCCUCAACGUGAUCAAGAAAAAGGAGAUGAUUGCGGACUACAGGAAAAAGAAGAGGACCAAGCACACCCCCGUUCUCAUCGACAGGGCUGUUGUGGAGCAGGUUGAGAGCUUCAAGUUCCUUGGUGUCCACAUCACCAACAAACUAGCAUGGUCCAAGCACACCAAGACAGUCAUGAAGAGGGCACGACAAAACCUAUUCCCCCUAAGGAGACUGAAAAGAUUUGGCAUGGGUCCUCAGAUCCUCAAAAGGUUCUACAGCUGCACCAUCGAGAGCAUCCUGACUGGUUGCAUCACUGCCUGGUAUGGCAACUUCUCGGCCUCCGACCUCAUGGCACUACAUAGGCUAGUGCGUACGGCCCAGUACAUCACUGGGGCCAAGCUUCUUGCCAUCCAGGACCUCUAUACCAGGCGGUGUCAGAGGAAGGCCCUAAAAAUUGUCAGACUCCAUCCACCCUAGUCAUAGACUGUUCUCUCUGCUACCGCACAGCAAGCGGUACCAGAGUGCCAAAUCUAGGUCCAAGAGGCUUCUAAACAGCUUGUACCCCCAAGCCAUAAGACUCCUUAACAUCUAAUCAAAUGGCUACCCAGACUAUUUGCAUUGUGAACAUGUGUGCGUGUGUGACCCAUUUUCGCUGAGAGGAAUGCACAGAGUAAUACCUCCAUUACACACUAUUGUUACAUGGACACACAUACACGUCAUACAGAGGUAAUGUGUGUGCGGGUGAGACUAAGAGGAACGAUAAUUCAAUGUAUAAAGAAUAGCCUGAAUUGAAUUUCUCCUCUCUCUUUCUCAGAUGAGACGUUGUUGACCAACGUGCUGUGUGGUGUUCUGUCUGGAGUAAUCUCCUCCUCCAUCGCCAACCCCACGGAUGUGCUGAAGGUAAUGACACACACACACACACACACACUUGUAAAUGGUGUGAAUAGUUUAUUGGGUAUUAGAAGCCAACAGAGAGACCGGUAGGGCUGAUCUAAACAAAAUACAGCAACACUUUUUUUACCACACUGUUUGGCUCUGUUUCCUUGCCUUUGAGGAGGAUAAGCAGUGAUACUCUGGCCCUGCCCGAUCCAGCUCAGUCUGAACGCUAGGGUUUUUUAGUUUCACACAUUAAUGGAUGGGAGGGUGUGUGAGCGGGGUGAAUGUACUUGUAGUUUCUAAAUAAGGUUCCUACAUUCAUUCUAUGGGUACAAGGGUGUGUCUCUGGGAGGUGGGGGUUGAAGAGUGUGUAUGGGCGGGGAGGAGGUCACCGAGAUGCCACUAUCACUAACUGUGUGAUAUUUAUAGACUCCUGCCCACAAGAAAUGGCACAGUAAUGAUAUGGCUGAGUGAAAAAUGAUCUAUGUGAGCGUAUGUGUGGUUUUAGGAUUGAAUUGUGUUGGCUGAAAGUUAGAACAGUGCGUUUCAAAAGCAGUGUGUUCCGUUUGGCACUGUGUUGGGGAGGGGGGUCAUGUGCUUAGCACACUUAAAUAACCCUCCGGGCACACACGCAUCACUCAACCAGCUAUGCAGGCAGGUUUAUUUCCCUAUAAGUUGGAUGAGACUGAUCUGCAUUCAACACAUACAGACAGCCUGUAUGUUAUUGUUAUUGUUUGUUUGGUCUUAAGAGCAUUGGCAAGGCUUUAAGUAGGCCAGAAUUCAGAACAGUGGGUCAGAAUGCAGACAGGGACAGUUGGUGAACCCUUGUCACCUGUAUCCUGAACACUGUGGCUCUACACACACCAGCAGUGUUUCCCCUAAGCUUAACUCUUUGUGGCAGAGGGCCACAUUACAUUGUCAUCCAGUGCUGAUAACACUUUCACUAGUCUCUCCUGUCAUCUGCAUACUGGUUUUCUGUUGAUUUUAACUUGACUUUUAUCCUAACUGUUUUUCCUUCCUGGUUUUCCAAGAUCCGUAUGCAGGCUCAGGGCAGUGUAAUCCAGGGAAGCAUGGUGGGAAACUUCAUCAACAUCUACCAACAGGAGGGAGCCAGGGGGUUGUGGAAGGUAGGCACAUGGACACACACACACACACACACACACACACACACACACACACACACAGACUUUUAACCCCCCUCUCUCUCAGGGUGUGUCUCUGACAGCGCAGAGAGCAGCUAUCGUGGUGGGGGUGGAGCUUCCUGCCUAUGACCUCGCAAAGAAACACCUGAUUCUGGAUUGUCACAUGGGUGACAACAUUUAUACACACUUCCUGUGAGUGACAUCGUCAAUACUCACCCACUACUCCGUUAACUCUCCACAAGAAUGGAACCUAUGGCUACGUAAGACUAGGGAACUUCUGACCCUUGCCCUCUGACCCACAGGUCCAGUUUUGCAUGUGGUCUGGCGGGGGCUCUGGCCUCUAACCCCAUAGACGUGGUCCGCACACGGAUGAUGAACCAGACAUACGGAGCUGUCACCUACCAGGGAACACUGGACUGCUUACUACAGGUAGAUUAGCACACCAGGGUUUCCGUUAGCCGGUAAUGGCUGGGUUUUGGCCCAAAGAUCAAAUACAUUUGUGCCGACUAAUUGUCCAGGAGAAGGGGGAAAAAAACAUAGCCUGGAAAUUCCAGUCGAUUGAAAUACAUUUGAUCGGUCAUGCUUAUCAGUCUAUAGGUUAAUCUGCAUAAAUCUGCAUAAAUUUGCUCGUACAGGGCUCUAAAUGUACAUUUUUCAUUGGUAGCGCUGGUGCACCCAACUUAAAGUUAGGAGCACCAGAAAAUAUUUUGAGAUACAGCCUAUAUUGGGCGUAUAUGAAUUAUAGCUACUUUUGAAGCACGUUGUGCCCUAGAAACUAUAACACUGUAAAAACAUGAGUUUAUUAUAAAAGCUAAAAUGUUGAUACAACUACCUGUCAUUGAAAUUGCAAAGUCAUUUUGUAGAAUAUUAGGUUUUUAAUAUUGUGUAAAAGCACUAUUUCCCUAUUGAGAUGCAUUACAUUGAAAAUGGUACACUGUCUCUUUAAAAACGUCAGGUUUGUGAUGAGGAUGUGCAAGAGAUCUGUCAUUCAUUGCUAUGAUUGAUCUCCUGAAGAAGCUAUCCCUUUCCCUUUCUUUCUGUGUCCCCAAGUGUUUGGAUAUACUGGUUACUAGGUUGUUACUGGUUACUAGGUUGUUAGCUAGCUAGCCGACUUAACAAAGUGUUACAAAUGGUUAACGACGCGCAUAUAGUUUUAUAACGGCCCACAACAUGGUUUAUGAAUGUAAAAUGUAAAAUGUGAUCUGCUAUAGGGAGAUAAAAAUGUUGUGCCGGUAAUAUGGGUCAGAUCUUUUGACCUGGUUGUGCUACAAGCAAGCCAUUUUUUCUGUAGUAAUGGUGCAUCCAUGACUCUUGUCGAAUCUGCACUCGCUUUUUCUCUAGGGCACUCAGAAACAAUGGUACAGUGACGCCUUAAGACAACAAUUAAGGCAUCGCUGUACCAUUGUUUCUGAGUCGCACAGUGCUCCCAAAAUUCCUGGAUGAACAGCAACAUAUUUUGUUGCAUACGUGACCAAAUUGGUCACACUUUAGAGCCCUGGGCGCAUGUGUAUUUUCCUUAGUUUAUGUAUCUUAUUUAUCAUACUCGCACAGCAUACAGAUACAGAGCCUAUAUUUGAGUGGAAAAUUUGUCAGACAGCUCGUUUGUUGCUGCUGGAGUGAAAUGUGUGCUUUUUAUAAGCCCUAUCAUUGCGCAACAAUUCUGAAUGCAAUCGCGUAUUCACAGUUAUUGCCACAAUUUAAAAAGAGGUACGCUUUUUUUCGGAACUGGUAAUUGAAGCGUGCUUCCCAUUCGCCAUUCAAGUGUAAGCAGGCUUCAGCUCUUCACACACCACUUUGCAAUGAGCUGGAGGCAGUAUGCAUUUUGAGAACGUAAUUGUUUGAAACCUGAACAUUUUACUUCAUAUUAUGAGGCAUGUCUUACCUUGCUUCAAAGUUGCCUAGCCAAAAUUAUUUAAUAAAGACUUUCAUAUGCCAUUGAAACCAGUAGCCUAUUUCUCAUGUUCUACUGGUUUUCAAAUCAAUUUUCUUUCAUUGUCCAGUAGCCAAACUUAAAUCCUAGUCAUAUUAGCAACCCAUGCUAGUUGUUGCAUCUUUAGAUCUCUCCUCUUUCUAAAUUUCUAAAGAUAUUUUCAUCUUUCACAUGAAACCGCUCACAUGUGCGGUGCGCUUUUGGCAACUGGGUUUCCCCGCUAAUUGCAUUAUGGAACAAAUAUUUGUGUGUAGCCUUGUGCUUAUAAUGUGAAGAAAUAAUCAUUUAUCAAAAUGUUAAGCUAAUAGUUCUGAUCUGUAUCAUCAGUCUCAUUGCUGUUGAAAGCUAAUUUUUUAUUAUUUUGGUGUAGCCUAGGCCUACUGGUUGUAUAAUUUGGGAUCUAUCAUUCCACAACUGUCCCAGAGUCUGUUUGGAAUAGGCUAUUUAUUUCUCGCACAGAACGACAAGCUGACCAAUAGAAUAUGUAAACUUUUCUACUAUGGGGGAUUACUAGUGAUUUUGCUCUUCGUUACUCGUCUCGUUGGCUGAGGAAAUGUAAAUGUGGACAGUUAUUCUAGCAUCUUCAAAUGCGUAUCGGAAUUCGAUAAGAAGGACGCAUUCCGUUGCAUCCUCGAGUUGCAUGUUUUGUUAAGAUGAAUGACCAUAAUCUACAUGUGAUUUCUGUCAUUCUACGCACCGUGGGUGGACGCCCUGAUCGGGUUAAGCACCCAAUGCAUAUGGAUCCGGUACAUUUCUCAAAUGUCCAGUAAAUUUAAAAUGCUGCCAGUCAAAUGUACGGCGCCACAUUUUUCUAACGAAAACCCUGACGAGCACACACCACAUGAUGAACCAAGGGUGUAAUCAUUAGUCCAAACCGUUGCAAAACAGAAUGUAUUGGACAAAUUCAGGUAGGUCCAUUCUGUUUUAAGAAACGUUUUGCAACAGAAUAGGCAUAAUGAAUACGCCCCAGAGAUGCGGGGCAAUGAUGGGUACAGGGCUGUGUGUGUGUGUAACAUUUUGUCUCUUUUUAGACGUCACGGUCUGAGGGCUUCAUGGCACUCUACAAAGGCUUCUUCCCCAACUGGCUCCGUCUCGGCCCAUGGAACAUCAUCGUAUCCUUUCACCUACUCACAGGAGUGUGUGUGUGUGUGUGUGUGUUUUUAUCUACCACCGAAGGUUUGCACCAGAGUCGGGAGUCAAUUCCAGUUUAAUAUCCAUCUGUAGAGUUGGUCAUGGAAUUUCUCCAUAGGAAUGCAAUUCCUAAAUUGACUGGAAUUUUGAUGGAAUUGAUCCCAACCUUAGUUUGGACAUUCCAAUGGAGCCAGAGGCUGACUCUAAUGCAGUUGCACAUACAUUACUGCUCCUGUAAUAGCAACCCAGUUUCACCUAGGGUAGCAGAGGGAUCUGGGAGCCAGAAUAGGGGUUAGAAGUGGGAAAUAUGGAGGGUAAGGAGAGGGGGAGGAAGAAGGGGUUGGGGGUAGAGGGAAUAGAAAGGGAAUGAAGAUCUGAGGGAGCAAGAGCGGGGGUGAGAUGUGUUCCAUGUGGUGUGUUAAGGCUGGUUUACAGUUGGUCUAUCGACAUGUCUGUAGACAGAUGUCGCAGUGACUUCAUGAACAAGUAUAAACACAAAACGACAGCCUCUGGAUGACAUCAGCAGCCCGGUGCUCCAAAUAGCCUACUUGCUCUAUUUGAACAUCGUCAAACCCAUCUAUUUAAAAAUGAAUUUAGUAAAUGUCAACCUAGCAAGCCAGGCAACUAAAACCAACUUUCUAAACAAUGUUUUGGUUUGUUGCUAGCUUGGUAGCUAGCUGGCUAUCCAGUGAAAAUUAAUUACCAGAGUGCCUUCGGAAUGUAUUCAGACACCUUGACUUUUUCCACGUUUUGUUACGUUACAGCCUUAUUCUAAAAUUGAUUAAAAAAUAAUAAUAAUCCUCAGCAAUACCCCAUAAUGACAAAUCGAAAAUAGGUUUUUAGAAAAUUUUGCAAAUGUAUUAAAAAUAAAAAACAGAUACCUUAUUUACAUAAGUAUUCAGACCCUUUGCUAUGAGAUUCAAAAUUGAGCUCCGGUGCAUCCUGUUUCCAUUGAUCAUCCUUGAUGUUUCUACAACUUGAUUGGAGUCCACCUGUGGUAAAUUCAGUUGAUUGGACAUUAUUUGGAAAGGCACACACCUGUCUAUAUAAGGUCCCAUAGUUGACCGUGCAUGUCAGAGCAAAAACCAAGCUAUGAGGUCGAAGGAAUUGUCCGUAGAGCUCAGAGACAGGAUUGUGUCGAGGCACAGAUCUGGGGAAGGGUACCAAAACAUUUCUGCAGCAUUGAAGAUCCCCAAGAACACAGUGGCCUCCAUAAUUCUUAAAUGGAAGAAGUUUGUAACCACCAAGACUCUUCCUAGAGCUGGCCACCCGGCCAAACUGUGCAAUCGGUGGAGAAGGGCCUUGGUCAGGGAGGUGACCAAGAACCUGAUGGUUACUGACAGAGCUCUAGAGUUCCUCUGUGGAGAUGGUUGUCCUUCUGGAAGGUUCUCCCAUCUCUGCAACACUCCACCUAUCAGGUCUUUAUGGUAGAGUGGCCAGAUGGAAGUCACUCCUCAGCAAAAGGUACAUGACAGGCCGCUUGGAGUUUGCCAAAAGGCACCUAAAGACUCUCAGACCAUGAGAAACAAGAUUGAACUCUUUGGCCUGAAUGCCAAGCGUCACGUCUGGAGGAAACCUGGCACCAUCCCUACGGUGAAGCAUGGUGGUGGCAGCAUCAUGCAAUGGGGAUAUUUUUCAGCGGCAGGGACUGGGAGACUAGUCAGGAUCGAGGCCAAGUUGAACGGAGCGAAGUACAGAGAGAGCCAUCAUUAAAACCUGCUCCGAUCCUCAGACUGGGGGUGACGGUUCAACUUCCAACAGGACAACGACCCUAAGCACACAGCCAAGACAACGCAGGAGUGGCUUCGGGACAAGUCUCUAUGUCCUUGAGUGGCCCAGCCAGAGCCCGGACUUGAACACGAUCUAACAUCUCUGGAGAGACCUGAAAAUAGCUGUGCAGCAACGCUCCCCAUCCAACCUGACAGAGCUUGAGAGGAUCUACAGAGAAGAAUGAGAGAAACUUCCCAUAUACAGGUGUGCCAAGCUUGUAGUGUCAUACCCAAGAAGACUCGAUGCUGUAAUCGCUGCCAAAGGUGCUUCGACAAAAUACUGAGUGAAGGGUCUGAAUACUUAUGUAAAUGUAUUAUUUCCGUUUUUUAUUUUUAAACAUUAGUAAAAAUGUCUAAACCUGUUUUUGCUUAGUCAUUAUGGGGUAUUGUGUGUAGAUUGAGUGGAAAAAAUAACGUAAUCAAUUUGAGAAUAAUGUGGAAAAAGUCAAGUUGUCUGAAUACUUUCCGAAGGCACUGUAGCUGACGUCUUAAUUUUAGCUACUUUUUAUUCAUUAUUCACCGCAACAUUAUUAACAAGGUAAAAUAGCUUAUGAUUGUCAGUGUCCACAAAAUCAAAGUAAAUAGUCUAUAUCUGAGAACUGCAGAACUCCUGCACCAUCUUGUCACCGGUGGAUUUGGUCUUGUUGCUGUAGCAGCCCAGUAACCACAACAAUGGACGUUGCGAGAGUCGCAGAGACAUUAACUUUUUUUCAUGUCUGUGCAACAAGGAAACCGACAGUUUAUAGACAUUUCAUCGCAGUAUAAAUUAAAUGUUGUUUUGACAAGCAACACUUGUCGCAUUCUAAUUGUCUACAAACAUGUUGUUAGAAAAAGUAUAAACUGCCCUUUAAGAGCGAGGGCCUGUAGAUUGGGCAGAGGUAGCAGCUGUAACUAAGAUAACUAAACCUCAGUCAUUACAGUGAGGUAACCAGGGGAUCACCGAGGGGAGUUAGGAACAGGUAACCAGGGGAUCACCGAGGGGAGUUAGGAACAGGAACGGAAGUCUGGAGGGUGUAGUGGACCUAGAGGAGUGGACGUGGUGUGUUUGGGAUGUGUGUGUUAUGUUCCUAACUAAGCUCCUGCACUGAGAAGGAUGAUGUGUGUUAUGUUCCUAACAAAGCUCCUGCACUGAGAAGGAUGAUGUGUGUUAUGUUCCUAACUAAGCUCCUGCGCUGAGAAGGAUGAUGUGUGUUAUGUUCCUAACAAAGCUCCUGCACUGAGAAGGAUGAUGUGUGUUGUGUUCCUAACUAAGCUCCUGCACUGAGAAGGAUGAUGUGUGUUAUGUUCCUAACAAAGCUCCUGCACUGAGAAGGAUGAUGUGUGUUAUGUUCCUAACAAAGCUCCUGCACUGAGAAGGAUGAUGUGUGUUAUGUUCCUAACAAAGCUCCUGCACUGAGAAGGAUGAUGUGUGUUAUGUUCCUAACAAAGCUCCUGCACUGAGAAGGAUGAUGUGUGUUAUGUUCCUAACAAAGCUCCUGCACUGAGAAGGAUGAUGUGUGUUGUGUUCCUAACUAAGCUCCUGCACUGAGAAGGAUGAUGUGUGUUAUGUUCCUAACAAAGCUCCUGCACUGAGAAGGAUGAUGUGUGUUGUGUUCCUAACUAAGCUCCUGCACUGAGAAGGAUGAUGUGUGUUAUGUUCCUAACAAAGCUCCUGCACUGAGAAGGAUGAUGUGUGUUAUGUUCCUAACUAAGCUCCUGCACUGAGAAGGAUGAUGUGUGUUAUGUUCCUAACUAAGCUCCUGCACUGAGAAGGAUGAUGUCAGUGUCUUUUUUUCCCUUCUCUUUCUGUGCCUUGUCCUUAACUCCUCCUUAGUUCUUUGUUACCUACGAACAGCUGAAGAAGAUGGAGGUCUGAUGGAGAGAAGGAAAUGUAGCACUGUGGAGGGGAGAGGAGGAAAUAACUCAGCCAGAGAGGGGAAAGAAUGGACCAAAAUAGGGGUGGACGUAUCCUGUCUAGCCUCCGACUUCUUGUCUGGGUGGUGUGUCGACCACGCCCCCCUCAGACGCAUUUCUCCUUUCUGAUUGGCUGCUGCCGUGAUGGCGCUCUGGUUGGCUGGGAAAGAGGAAGUGAAAGUUGAGGAUAAUUGCACAAUCAGAAAGCAAGGUGAAGCUAAGACCAUUUUGAAACUAUGUCCCUAAAUUAUUUAUUUAUUCUUUUUUUUGGAGCUCAGUCGAGCCUCAAUGCUGGUAUCAUAUAAACACACAAGACAUAGAAAAAUGUGGGUUGUGAGGUGGGGAUUUGUUACUACGUCGAAAAAGUACUAUUCAUCCGGACCUUUGCGACCUAGGAAAUUUGAAUGACCGGACUUUCUCAAAUAGUACUUGAGUACGCCUGAUGUACAAGAACUCAAAUAAUGUUAAAAGCAGUGACUACUACUAAUAAUGUUAAAAACUGCUCAGAUUUGUAUGGAUUUCAGAUGCCUUGGUGUGCGUUCUCUUUGGUUGCCAGAGGAACUGCCAAAGGAAGCUGUGGAAAAGACUGCGAACAUUUCUGUAGAAGGUUAUCUGCCAGUCACUAGUGGGCAGCAAAUGAUGCCAUUUACUCAAGGACUGGCCACUUUCUGAAACCCUAGAUGUCUGUACAGCCAUGGAAAGCUUAUGUGAUGGCUGAGGGUGUAAUAUAUUUGUUAAGAUGGUUGGCUGUGGGUUUGGAUUUUGUACGUCAGAGGAUUCUCUAGUUACAGAACACGGGGGGUAGGACUUUUAAUGGGACUAGUUAUAUAACCAGAUUAAAGAUCAUAGGGCAGGUGACCACUAACUCACACACACAAAAGGGCACAUGGGUUCUUAAUGCCAGGGUGAAUUGGCACAGUGUAUGGAUGACACACACAGUUAAUGGGGAUGUUGUGUACGGACUAGUCUGGGUCAGUAUUAUAAAUACACUCUGGACAGCCUGAUUGGCACGCUGUACCUUAUGUCAUUUCAGGACCCCUAUCUCUGACACACACGCGGAGCCCCAGUUCUUACUAUAUGUCACAGCAGCAGAGCCCCCAUAUUCUAUCCCUGUUCAGGUCGGGGUGUCCAAUCCAACCCAUUUAACCUUUUUCAUUUAACAGGAUAUCACUUAAGCUUCCAGAGAGAUGUGCCUGUAGUCUGCAGGGAAGUGUAGCCUGUAGCCUGCAGGGAAGUGAAUGUUCAGGAGAGGUGGCUGAUGUAUAUUUAGCAAUUGCGCCUGACUACCAAUGCGGAGGUGGCAUUCUGUGUGCUGGUGUUGUUGACUUCUGUAUGGUAAGGCCUCGGAGUACCACAGUGGAAAGGUUGCCAUUUUAUGAUCCCAAGACACAUAACUAAUUUACCUGUCAACUAACUGUUAAUCCUCUACCCUUCACUUCUACUACUUCUUUAUGUUAUUCACUGGUUAUCAGUUAGCUCGUUUGGAGUUGAGCUUGCUAGUUUUGUUUGAGCUAAGGUUGAACCUCAGAAUGUGUUCAUGUGAGAAUAUGGUUCUUGUAUAUGAUUUGUUUAUAGCCCCCAAAGCCUUAAUUCCAAUGUGUCACUGUCAUAGCCCUGUAAAUACUCCUGUUACUGUGUACUCUAAAUAAACCUGAUUAAAACAAGGCAUAC
Messenger RNA from Coregonus sp. 'balchen', 16463 nucleotides. NCBI's taxonomy places the organism in Eukaryota, Metazoa, Chordata, Actinopteri, Salmoniformes, Salmonidae. The record is from the annotation of a GenBank genome assembly.